Messenger RNA from Athalia rosae (coleseed sawfly), 1785 nucleotides. It is a transcript of the gene Gmer, whose product is annotated as probable GDP-L-fucose synthase. Gene Ontology annotation, biological process: nucleotide-sugar biosynthetic process. Gene Ontology annotation, molecular function: GDP-L-fucose synthase activity. Bases 539 to 1507 code for a protein of 322 amino acids. The record is from RefSeq and is a predicted model, not a curated record. Lineage: Eukaryota; Metazoa; Arthropoda; Insecta; Hymenoptera; Athaliidae. The transcript is spliced from 7 exons.
GCAAGGUCUUGUGCUCAUCGCAUCAGUUUUAGUCACCUUCAAACAAUUGUAGGUGUUUCAAUUUUGCAUUUUCGCAUGUAAACCAUUCAAUCAUUUUUGGAAAAUGAGGGAAAAUGAAUUUGAUCUCCUGCCUAAUUAUUUAUUAUUCUUUUUUACAAACGAAAAGCCAUAGCGGGUCUGAACGGCACCUUUUGAGCUAUGGUUGUUUAUUAAAAUUUUCAUGUAGCUAAUGAGCGCUAAUUUUUAUAAGCAGUUCAAGUUUUAUUGAGAAUGAAAUAAAAUCUCACAUUUUAUUGAAAUACAAAUCAAUCUCCUAUUAUUGUCAUAGUAGAAAAAAAAAGUAAAGAAUAUGGUACAUAAGUAUUUUAUAAUGUAUAGUUUCAGUCAUCAGAGAUGGAUCAUUGGGACUAACGAAUUGUGUAAAGUCUGAAUUCGUUGAUUGGGACUAUUGCCAAAAUUAUUACUAUUAGUAUGGCUGUAUUAAGGUCUAGUUCAUUGGUUCAUUCAUUGCAGCGCGGACGUGUUUUAUACGUGGAAGAUGUCUGGGGAUGAGAAAAUUAUUCUAGUCACUGGAGGCUCCGGACUAGUAGGUAGAGCUAUUCAAACUAUCGUUUCCGAGGACUCUAGAGCCAAUGAAAAAUGGAUAUUCAUCAGCUCAAAAGAUGCUAAUCUCUGUGACAAGAAAAGCACUGAGGCAGUGUUUGCAAGGUAUAAGCCAACACAUGUGAUACACUUAGCAGCGAUGGUCGGCGGAUUAUUUCAUAAUAUGUCUCACAACUUGGAUUUUUUGCGGAAUAACUUGCUUAUGAAUGACAACGUACUUCAGACUGCACAUGAAAAUAAUGUUCAUAAAGUUGUCUCAUGUCUAUCGACUUGUAUCUUUCCAGAUAAAACUACAUAUCCUAUUGACGAAACAAUGAUCCACAAUGGUCCCCCGCAUCCCUCCAACUAUGGCUAUAGCUAUGCUAAGAGACUGAUUGAUAUUGCUAACAGAGGCUAUGCUCAACAACAUGGCAGACUUUAUACUAGUGUUAUUCCAUGCAAUGUCUUUGGGCCAUACGAUAAUUUUCAUCCAAGUGAGAGCCAUGUAGUUCCUGGAUUUAUGAGAAAACUGCAUGACCUAAUUGCCGAUGGCAAUACUGAAGACAAAGUUUUUACUGUAUUGGGAUCUGGAAAACCAUUACGACAAUUUAUCUACAGUCUAGACUUGGCGAAGUUAUUCCUCUGGGUUCUUCGAGAGUAUGAUUCAGUGGAUCCCAUCAUAUUGUCGGUUGACGAAUCCCAAGAACUAAAAAUAUCUGAGGUAGCUGAAACUUUGGUGAAGGCCUUUGAUUUCAAGGGAAAAAUUGCGUUUGACUCAUCAGCCGCAGAUGGACAGUAUAAAAAGACGGCCAGUAACGCAAAAUUAAGAAGUUACUUACCCGAUUUUCAAUUCACACCCUUUCAUCAGGCGAUCAAAGAAACAGUGGAAUGGUACCAGGAGAAUUAUGAUCAGGCUCGAAAUUAAGUAAUUUGUCCAUAUGACUGGGAAUAUGAUUCCGUGACUUUCGAUGGCAGCACCAAAUAAAAAAAAUUGUUGACCAACAAAAUAAUAAGUUAAAACUUAAUAUAUCGUAUCUCGUCAAUUUCUCAAAUUUUAUUAUGAGCGGCAUAUGGAUUUGGGAAUGGACACCGGGUUCGCGAGACAGAGCAAGUGAUGAUAAAGUCGAAAUUAAUCAUAUGACGUGUGUAUGAGGUGAUCGCAGGAUUUGAAUAAAUCGUGUAUACGUAGAUUUAUAUAUUGAA